This is a messenger RNA of Lycium barbarum (goji berry), 633 nucleotides long. RefSeq lists its product as uncharacterized. Lineage: Eukaryota; Viridiplantae; Streptophyta; Magnoliopsida; Solanales; Solanaceae. Bases 1 to 633 code for a protein of 210 amino acids. The transcript has a single exon. The record is from RefSeq and is a predicted model, not a curated record.
AUGAUUAUCGCCGGGGCAGAAAUUCCUCGAGGUCCAAUGGUGAAGAGCAUAAAGGUCUCGAUCACUCGGGAAAAAAGAACCAGGGAUUACAUACCGGAGGGUUCCAUUUCCUUGAAUGAUGAAGAUGCGGAGGGCAUCAUUCAACCCCACAAUGCUGCUUUGGUAAUUUCUAUCCUCAAUAAUAAAUAUCAGGUUAAGCGUAUUUUGAUUGAUCCAUGUAGUUCGUCCAAUAUUAUCCGUUGGAAAGUGGUAGAGCAGCUGAGGCUGUUGGACCAAAUUGUGCUAGAAGCUCAAGUUCUCAACGGGUUCAACGUGGCGUGUGAAACUACGAAGGGGGAAAUCACUCUGCUGGUGAAUACCACCGGGACAGUUCGGCAAAUGAAGUUCUAUGUCAUUGAAGGACAAAUGAGAUACAAUGCAUUGCUUGGCAGACCAUGUGUGCAUGAUAUGAGGGAAGUACCCUCUAAGUUACACCAAAUGUUGAAGUUUCCAACCCCGAAGGGGGUAAAAACAGUUCAUGGAGAGCAGCCGGCGGCAAGAGAGAUGUUUGCAGUUGAGAAAGCACCUCUGAUACCAAAGGAACUAUCCUCAAAGGCCGUAGAAAAGCCAGUCAAAGGCACAAAUGUUGAAUAG